CGCACCUUUUAUUUCAUACUGGCAUAGUUUUGCAUGACACGAUCAUUUAACACGUAGUUGUUGACGGUAAUUCAAGAAGAUUGAUGCUGAAAUAUGUGUUUUUAAUAACAAUAUCGAUAUACAUUAUAUCUAAACAAUAUAAGCGAACAUAAAAAGAGUUGAAUGAGUUAAUAUCAAUAGCGAUACUACGGACGAAAUGUAAUCAAUAGUCGAGGACAAAAUCGUAAAACAAUACAUCGGAAAUAAUCUAAACCCGUUGAAAGAUGACCAGCGUGGACGUUCCAGUACCACGUGACAGCAACCUGCCCAGCCUCUCACGGGUGGUGCGCAAGAAGACGAUCGCACCGCCGCCUCUGCCCCCGCCCAUGAACCCCGAGGACAUGCCCUGGAGGGGCCAGGGGGGUCGGGCCCCGACCCUGAGCAGUGUUGAGUUCGACAGACAGCUGGACAAGGUGGCGAUGUGGCUUGAGGAGUGGAACCAUGAGCAGAGAUGUCAGGUUCUCGAAGGAUUGCUGAGGAGGAGCAACUUCCGGCAGUUCCAGUUCCUGAACACCUCCCUUCAACCGGCCUUGCAUCGGGACUUCAUGUACACGGCCCGCACGCAGUUCCCCUCUAUUGAGUUCGUGCCGCUCAGUACACACACUAGCCGGAAACUCAAAGAGAAACUGAUAUUUACGCGGCAGGACAACUACCACCGGAUAGACAGCGCUCACCUCACAGAUGAUGAGCAGGCCAAACAACAGGCGCAGGAGAAGGACCCGCUCAGACUGCCGGAAAUCACUAACGGCAACCCAUCGAAGUCAGCACCGGAAGUUCCCAGCCUCUGGUCAGUGGUUCCCAGCAAACGACCCCGACGUAGUGUCAGUCUUAUAGAGACACAGCCGGAGAAGUGGGUGGGGGACGGAAAACCGCUGUAUGACAAGAAUCCAAACAUCAGGUACAUUGACAUGCCUGUUCGUCGACACAUUCAGGACGAGCAGAGUCCACGCUACAGCUUGCAGGUGUCGACAAUAUCCGCUCAUAAUACGGGGCCCCAUGUGGUUUCAGGUCAGAUUCACAAAGCCUCCGCUGUAUCCGGAAGUACCGGACAACUGAGUAAAUCCAGCAGUACGAGCACACUGCACGCGCAGAGUGAUGGGGCAUUGACACUGCAAAGGAAAGCAAAGAUAAAAAACAAAUCUGACAGUAGCAAAUCUUUAGAAAUUGAGGCCAACAUGCUGUAUAAUUGGUACUCGAACAACUGGACAGAUGUGAAAAGAAACGAGUUUCUCCAUAAAUUGUUGCUAAAGAUCGAUCCCCGGCAGCAUUAUUUUAUAUCCAGUUUUCUCACAGCCCGCCAGUACAAAGACUUUAUAACUCUCUUGCCAGAAACAGUUUCCUUAAAGAUUUUGAAUCUGCUGAGAGUUCAUGAUCUUCUGAAAUGCUGCAUGGUAUGCAAGGCGUGGAAUUCUCUUGCCAACAACAUGGACCUCUGGCGACGGAAGUGCGAGGCGGUUAAACUCGAGAUCCCAAUCAUAGAGGCGGAGACGCUCGACUGGAAGCAGCUGUACCGGGAAAACAAGUUCCUUAGGGUCAACUGGAACGACGGCAAAUGCAAGAUUACCGAUCUGAAGGGACAUACCGAAAGUGUGAUAUGCGUAAUAUUCGACCAGACCCGCCUUGCCAGUGGUGGCCUCGACAAGUCAAUACGGGUUUGGGACCUCAAGACGGGCACGUGUAUGCACGUUCUUAAGGGGCACGUGAAGGGGGUGUGGUGCCUGAACUUCUACACGCAGAAUUUGCUCAUAAGCGGUUCCUAUGAUGGAACUAUUAGGGUUUGGAAUCUACGUACGGGUAAAUGUCAGAAGACCAUUCUUGCUCAUGAUGGACCGAUCUGGGCAAUCGGGCGCCACAAGGACAACCUCGUCUCUGCCUCACAGGACAAACUGGCCAAGGUAUGGGACAUCAACCGGUGCCUCUUGGUCCAGACCCUAACGGGCCACUCUGCCGCCGUGUUCGCCGUGGAUAUGAGCGAGGACGGUAAACUGGCCAUCACGGGCUCAGCUGACAAGAGUGUUCGAAUCUGGAGCAUAGAGACCGGUCGAUGUCUACGGUGGAUCAGCGUCUCACAGACCACUUCCAUCAUGUCCGUAAGCUACAGCCAAGGAUUCCUGGCGUGUUCAUACGGAGAAACAAUCUGUGUCUACAAGGUGGAUGGUCCAACCAAGCUGGUUAGGAAAUACCUCGAUAUUGUGAACGAACAUCAGAAACGGAUUGAAUGUCUCAAACUGCAAAUCUCGGACAGGGAAAAGGGAACCGGGAUAAUCGUCAGUGCUGGAAAGGAUGGACGGGUGAAAUACUGGGACAUUACAAAGGAAAAGAGCUUACAGACAUUCAUUGGUCAUCGGGGGAAAGAAGUUAAUGCAAUUCACUUUGAUGAACUCAGAAUUGCAAGCGCUGCAGACGACAACAAAAUAAGAAUAUGGGAUUUUAAUAUUUAAAAUGGAACAACGAAACAACAUCAGACGUUUUUGUAUCACAAACUAUUCUCUGUUUAAUACAACCAACCGUGUAUUGUGAUUGCUCAAGAAAUGCUCAAAUUGGUAAUAAAUGAAUUAGAUGCCAUGUUUACGGGAGUCAGCCUAAACAACGCAUAAAUAGGGUUAUUGAAAAAGCGGUUUAUUUGAGUUCAUGUAUGAUUUUUUUUGGAAUAUGUGAACUGUGAAUAUGGCUUUUCAAUUUCUACAAUAUUGAGUAACAUGUAUAUAGUGGGUUUUCCGGAAAAAAAAAUCACUGAUGAAAAGUUA
Molecule: messenger RNA, 2786 nt
Organism: Dreissena polymorpha
Lineage: Eukaryota; Metazoa; Mollusca; Bivalvia; Myida; Dreissenidae
Exons: 18
Coding region: 264-2480 (738 amino acids)
Molecular function (GO): protein binding
Source: RefSeq, a predicted model, not a curated record